Molecule: messenger RNA, 834 nt
Organism: Macrosiphum euphorbiae (potato aphid)
Lineage: Eukaryota; Metazoa; Arthropoda; Insecta; Hemiptera; Aphididae
Source: the annotation of a GenBank genome assembly
AUGAAGUUUCGUGGUAAAAUUAUUGAUCCACAUUGCAUGAAACAAUUCUACAGUAUUGUGAUUAUUUUAUCCAAAUUAUGUAGAAAUGUAGUUUUGAGACUGAGUUCUACUAAAUUAUACUUAAUCGCUUCAAAUGAAUCUAACAGUAAUCAAAUCAGUGUUUGGUCUGUAUUAGACCAACAGGCAUUUUUCAAAGACUAUGACAUGAUUGGUGAAACAGAAUCUAAUGAAAUUUUAUUCAGUUUACCAAUUGAUAUGCUUGCGUCUUCACUGAGUUCAGCAAAACAAACAAACUUAAAAACUCUCAAGAUGAAACUUACUGAUAAACUAUCGCCAUGUCUAACUAUCGAAUUGGAUCUGGAAUCCCAAGUAUCUAGCAAACAGUUAUGUACUCAUGAUAUUCCAGUUUCUGUUAUACUACCAAAAGAUUGGUCAGCAUAUAAGGAGCCAACCAUACCUGCUCAUAAUAUUAGUGUUGUUAUGCCAUCAAUACGAGUAGUACGGCACAUUGUUGACAAGAUGAAACGCAUAGGUCCCAGGUUAAUAGUAUCAUUAGAUUCUUCUGGGAAAAUGGUUUUAGGAGUAUCAAAUUUAUCAGCCACAGUUGACACACAUUUUAUAGGUCUUGAGAUAGUUAGCGUACACAGUUCAACCGAUAAAGAAAACAAAUAUUCUACAGUAGUUGAUAUCAGAAAAUUUUCACAAUUUUUAAAUUGUGAAACAUUAAACUUGUCAAAAAUAUUAUGUCAUGUAGUUGAAGGAAUGCUGUUACAUUGCUCAAUAGAAGAAGAUGAAUAUGUAUUACAUUAUUUUUUGAGUGGAAUUGAUGAUUAA